UAGUGCAUUGGAGACUCUAUGUGGGCAAGCAUUUGGGGCCAAAAAGUACCACAUGAUGGGAAUCUACAUGCAAAGAUCUUGGAUCGUUCUUCUCCUAUGCUCUGUUCUGCUACUCCUAAACUCUUCCUAAUCUACUUGUUUGGCAGCUUGGAGAACUGGUACUAUAAGAUAUUACUAUUGAUGACAGGGAAUCUCAAGAACGCAAAGAUUGCAGUAGAUGCUUUCUCCAUCUGUAUGACCAAUAAUGGAUGGGAGUUGAUGAUUCCACUGGCAUUCUCUGCAGCAACUGGGUAUGAUUUCUUCUUACCUUUUCAUUUAUGUUCUUUCUUCAUGAAAUUAGUAGUUUUGGUAAGAGGAAAAUUUAUUCCAAAUGGGGGCCAUGAGGAUCUCAAAUCCACUUGCUUGCAAGCAUUAAUAAGUCAAAGGAGUAGAUAAUGACCACAUUGCCUUACAUGCAAGACUGGAUCCACUGCUUAUACAAUUACUUGAUCGUACAUGUGAGCAUCACCUAUCUCUCACAUGUCAUUGGACAAAAAAAAAAAAAAAAAAAAAACACCGUAUUCUGUGGCCAAAGCUAGAGUUAGACUGUAAGUCAGGUUCUCGUAUGAGAAUUAUUCACGUACGAAUCUAUGUGGAUCAAAAACAUAUGAGAAUGGUUCUUCUAAUCCAUAUAUAGAGCAACUGAUAGCCCCUAGAUGAUCGAAAUAGAAAAACAAAGGAUUCAUAGAAGACGAACUGUACGUUGGAAAAGACAGUCCAACGAGUCGGUCAAUGAAAAGACGAACUUUGAUCAAUCAAUACU
This is a messenger RNA of Macadamia integrifolia, 802 nucleotides long. RefSeq names its product protein DETOXIFICATION 25-like. The transcript has 2 exons. The record is from RefSeq and is a predicted model, not a curated record. Gene Ontology annotation, cellular component: membrane. Gene Ontology annotation, molecular function: transmembrane transporter activity. Bases 19 to 435 code for a protein of 138 amino acids. Lineage: Eukaryota; Viridiplantae; Streptophyta; Magnoliopsida; Proteales; Proteaceae.